Molecule: messenger RNA, 422 nt
Organism: Nerophis lumbriciformis (worm pipefish)
Lineage: Eukaryota; Metazoa; Chordata; Actinopteri; Syngnathiformes; Syngnathidae
Product: insulin-like
Cellular component (GO): extracellular region
Molecular function (GO): hormone activity
Source: RefSeq, a predicted model, not a curated record
ACCAGUUCUCAGCAGUCUUCUAGACAGGACCUCCUCGUCUAUCUUAUCAAACCCUUUCGCUCUUUCCCAUCAUGGCAGCACUGUGGCUUCAUUCUGCCCCAAUCCUGGUCUUAUUAGUUAUGUCAUGGCCGUGCUCCAGAGCUCUUUCUUCGCAACGCCUGUGUGGCACUCACCUGGUGGAGGCCCUCAAUAUGGUCUGCGAGGACAGAGGCUUUUUCACCAGUUCCCGGAGGGACCUCAACUCUGUGCUGCGUCUCUUACCGUCAAAGACUGAGGGGGCGACAUUGACCGGCAGCAUGAAUGAGAUCGCGGGAUACGCCUUCAACAACCCGAUGGACAUGAUGGUGAAGCGUGAGGGCAUUGUGGAACAAUGCUGUCACAAUCCAUGUAGCAUGCUUGUCCUGGAUAAAUAUUGCAACUAG